AAACAAACGUCAGCCCCUCAAACGUCACCCCGGCAAACGUCAUCCAACAAAAAUGCCAUAAUAUUAUAUCUAUGAAAAAUGGCAUGCAGGCAUGAAUCGGCCUUUUGUGUACGACAUCCAUGAUGAGAGCCGGCCGAGCUUGUGGUCGCGAACAGGCACUACAUUGAACAAGUGGCUGUGGGUCGCGCUGUGCUGUGGUGUGCCUGGGGUACCAUGCUAUUUUUGUAAUUGCUGUGUGAGGAUCGAUCAUAACAGGGAUCGGGAAAGGACUAGAGUGAAUCAGUCAACGGGAACAGCGGCGGAGCGGAUAGCGCGACCGCACCGACCUCACGCACCCGGCGGUCGCAAGUCCACCCCAGAGAUGCUCAGCGCCGUGCGCUGCGCGCUCUCACAACUACAGGGCGAGCCGGCUCCGCCUCUGCCCGCCAAAGAUUCUUCAUCAGAGAGCAGCAAGCGGGAGGCAAAGGCCGAUACCGUCCUACAGCAGUGAAGUUACAUUAAAUUCCUCUGCUUAUAAACAUACAAAAGAGCUUAAAAAUUGAAUAAAGUAGAGCUAUAUGCAGCCGCUUCCGCUUUGACAUCUUAAGUACAUUGCACGACGCACUACGUUUUCAGGACAAGACGUGUAGCCAAGAAACCUAUCGAAAGUAAAGAAUGUGUGGAAAAGAU
This is a messenger RNA of Cydia fagiglandana, 669 nucleotides long. RefSeq lists its product as uncharacterized. Lineage: Eukaryota; Metazoa; Arthropoda; Insecta; Lepidoptera; Tortricidae. The transcript is spliced from 3 exons. The record is from RefSeq and is a predicted model, not a curated record. Bases 92 to 490 code for a protein of 132 amino acids.